Cylicocyclus nassatus is the source of this 670-nucleotide messenger RNA. NCBI's taxonomy places the organism in Eukaryota, Metazoa, Nematoda, Chromadorea, Rhabditida, Strongylidae. The record is from the annotation of a GenBank genome assembly.
GGCUGCGCCCAGUGUUGCACGUGCCAGCGCAAUGCCGGAGUGCCGACGGAGUCGUACGGUCAGCACGCACACUGCGCUGGCACGGCGCCGACACAACGAAGACUCCAGGCGCAAUCAUUGUGUUUUAAUUACGAUAAAAAAUUCAUUGCAAACUGCUCAGCGUCGUAUCUUGAAGGUACUAGACUUUGGUCUAGCGAGCCAAAAGACAUCUCUCCAGAUGAUUUCUCGAGCUAUGGCACCAAUGACCAUCUUUCUUGUUAUAUUGGCGACAUCCUUAGCACAACAAGAGAGGAAUAUGGGUGUGUUACCAUCACGAUACUCAUUCUAUCAGGAUCGAGGAUAUGGUUAUGCACCUCAACUGACGCUGUUCAAAACACUUGCAAGACCAGUUGCCAAGCGUAACAAUGCAGAAGUGGUCAAUCACAUUCUGAAGAAUUUUGGCACUUUAGAUCGACUAGGUGACGUCGGAAGGUAGAAGACACACACUCACACCGCUCGCUUCCGUAAAUUCACAACAAAGCAAAUGACGUCUAAUAGCGAGUAACCAUCGACAUAAAAUACAUAGAAAUUUCCCUACUGAAGAGUUGUUGAUUGCUGAGAUCAUCAUAAGCUUAUUUAUACUAUCCUCAUGUAAGGUGCAGCUUCGUAAUAAAUAUUGUGUACAGGUUUG